Messenger RNA from Contarinia nasturtii (swede midge), 11296 nucleotides. RefSeq names its product voltage-dependent T-type calcium channel subunit alpha-1G (gene Ca-alpha1T). Gene Ontology annotation, molecular function: voltage-gated sodium channel activity; low voltage-gated calcium channel activity. Lineage: Eukaryota; Metazoa; Arthropoda; Insecta; Diptera; Cecidomyiidae. Gene Ontology annotation, cellular component: voltage-gated calcium channel complex; voltage-gated sodium channel complex; neuron projection. Gene Ontology annotation, biological process: calcium ion transmembrane transport; neuronal action potential; membrane depolarization during action potential. The coding region runs from base 589 to 8133 and encodes 2514 amino acids. The transcript has 22 exons. The record is from RefSeq and is a predicted model, not a curated record.
AGACUUUUGCUGUGAUAAAAUAUUACAAUUGAUUGGUGUGCAUAAUCAUUUGGUACGAAAUCUCUCGAAAAAAAAAAUGAGUGUGCUUUCAUUAUCAAGUUGAAAGCCCCACAUGAAAAUUUAUAAAAAAGUGGUAAAAUUUGUGUUUUUCAUUUGAAAAGAGAAAAAAAAAACUGUUUUUUUUGUUCAUCCUUCACAUUGGAAUCGGACGGUUUAUUUCUCAUGUUGUGAGUACAAAAAUAAAACAUUCAUCCCGAGCUGCAAAACAAAUAUAAGCCAUCCGAAUAGGAAUUCAAAUUGGUGAGGAAUAUAAAUUAACCGAACACAAAAAUAACACAGCCCGAUACGGUUCGGAUGUAAGGAAGUGGAAAAAUAUAGAAAAGAGCAACAGCAGCAACAGCAGCAGCAGUAGUGAACAGAAAGAAGAAAUAAAAACAAAACGAUAAAUUGAAAGAAAGAAAAGAUAGGAAGUGCCCGCGGGAAGGAGUGCUCAUAGGCGUGCGCGCGCGCUUGUGUCCGUGUGUGUUAUUAAAAACAAUAAUGAAAUCAGGAGUGACAGUGCAAAAAUGAUUUAUCCAUUGAACGACGAUGGAAGCAAGUAGAUCGAUCAAUCAUGAGACCGAGACCGAAGCGACUUGUAGUUCAGCCCAUAACUGUAAUAACGCGUCGAUAAUACAAAAUCCAGGCAUAAGAUAUGACUUAAGAAAGCCACAAUCAUCGUCAUCAUCGGCGGCACCAAAUGUGCUGUUGCAUUCACCGUCAUCACGAUAUGAUAAUGGAUAUAGUGGCGGUGGCGGUGUCGGAAGAAGUAAAAGUGGUGACCGAAGUACUUUCCACGCAUUGCAUUAUGAAAAUCCAAACGAUAUAAUCAUAACAAAUAGAAAAAUGCACACAGCGAAUUUAAAUCGAACGAGAAGGGCAAGCCGAACGACAAGAGGUAGAGGUGGUAUGCACGAUAUAAAUGAUUCGUAUAGCUCAAAAUCAUCAGCAUCAUCGUAUAGUUCAACAUGUUCGGCGAGCUCAUGUGACGGCAGCGAAACGAGCUCGAAUUCAUCGGGUGAACCAAAUUUACCAUAUCCCGGCUUUCCAGAGCUCUCUUUGAACUAUCUAACGCAGGACAUGCGGCCUAGAAACUGGUGUUUGCUACUCAUUACAAAUCCAUGGUUCGAACGUAUUUCAAUUUUAGUGAUUUUAUUCAAUUGUGUUACGCUGGGGAUGUAUCAACCGUGUGUUGAUGACGAAUGCGUUACUAAUCGUUGCAAAAUACUCCAGACAUUCGAUGAUAUUAUAUUUGCGUUUUUCUCCCUGGAAAUGAGCAUAAAAAUGGUUGCGAUGGGUGUCUAUGGCAAAAAUACCUAUCUGGCCGAUUCAUGGAAUCGUUUGGAUUUUUUCAUCGUACUUUCGGGCGGACUUGAAUACUGUUUGAAUAUGGAAAAUUUAAAUCUGACAGCGAUCCGAACUAUACGUGUCUUACGUCCAUUACGAGCCAUAAAUCGAAUACCAAGUAUGCGAAUACUGGUAAUGCUGUUGCUGGAUACAUUGCCAAUGUUGGGAAAUGUAUUACUGCUGUGCUUUUUCGUAUUCUUUAUAUUUGGUAUUGUUGGCGUUCAACUAUGGGAAGGUAUAUUACGACAACGGUGCGUGCUUCAAUUGCCGGAUCAUGUGGCUGCUCCCAAGGAUCUACCGGACGAUUACAGAGUUCGAGUUCGAAUCAAUUCCAUUUCUUAUUACUAUGAGUUUUCAAAAGAACAAGACUAUAUAUGUUCGAAGCCAGCAGACUCGGGAAUGCAUAUGUGUAAUGAAUUACCCCCAUAUCGGAUAGGACCGAUGGUAUGCAAUGCAUCAGCCGAACCAUACUCGUACAAUUUUCCAACGAAUAUGUCGUGCGUCAAUUGGAAUCAAUACUAUACGAAUUGUACGCAGUUGGGCGGUAAUCCAUUUCAGGGCACCAUCAGUUUUGACAACAUCGGUAUGGCAUGGGUUGCAAUAUUUUUAGUUAUCUCAUUGGAAGGAUGGACUGAUAUCAUGUAUUAUGUACAAGAUGCUCACUCGUUUUGGGACUGGAUCUAUUUCGUUUUAUUAAUAGUGAUUGGAUCAUUUUUUAUGAUAAAUCUAUGCCUCGUUGUCAUUGCCACACAAUUUUCUGAAACGAAAAAACGUGAAAUGGAACGAAUGCGACAGGAGCGAGCUCGUUACACAUCCACAUCAACAAUAGCAUCGAGCACAAAUAAUUCCGAGCCGUCAACAUGCUAUGCGGAAAUCGUAAAAUACAUUGCGCACUUAUCGCGCCGGAUAAAACGACGACUAAUUAAGAAGUUACGCACCUAUAAGUAUAAACAUCAAGACGAAGAUUUGCUGCCAAAUGCUGACACAUUUACACUAUCACCACAUCGAAUAAAAUGCCAUCAUCCAAAUUGUCCGAAAGUAAAUCAAAAUAAAACGCCCACCAUGGACGGCGGUGCAAGGCGUCUUAAAUCACAAAUGGCCGACACAAAUAGCAUAUCUGGAACAAUAAUACAAAAUAAUUGUAAUAGUAGCCAAUUAUCGUCGCCGGAUAUGUCAGAAGCGAACGAAAUGCACAGAUUCUCAUCCAGUUCGAUGAAUCUAGCAGCAGCAGCGCCAACUACCACCGCCGGAAAUGAUGAUAAAGAUGAUAAGAACAAGUUGAGCUUGUUAAAAAUUCCGGGCGUCAUAAAAACGGAACAACAAGCGCAGAGCACAAAUGGAUCUGGCGAGUAUUUAAGUCCACCAUCAUCAGCGCGCCGUCGAUCAUCGGUAAUGUUUAAUGAUCUGCUUUUUUUACAUACGCCACCGAAUGAAGCACAAACGAACGUUAAAAAUAUUUCCCAGGUCGAGAAAACAACACAAACCGGAGAUGGAAAUAUUUGGAAGGUGAACUUGGGUCAUAAUUUGUAUUCACACGCAAUGAACAACAUUCUAACGGAUUGUUCGGAUCUGAAUUUCAACGAUACAAUGACAUGUCAGGAAUUGUUAGCGUUUUCGGUGGCAUUUUCGGCCGCUUUGCCAACCAACCAAAACACUUUGGACUCCUUAUAUUCGUCGUUAGCACAUCACGAAAACAAUAGCCGAAAUAGUGAACGAAUGCCAAAAAAUGUCAGUAAUUCAGAUGUAAUAAAUCGACAAACAUCAACUGUGGUCACGACAGCAGCGGCAACAACAGCAACGACAGCGACGGCGACGGUGGUGGGAACGACAACAACAACCGCACCGCCAAAUGGUUUGGAAAACUUUUCCUGUUGCUAUCAUUUAUAUCAAAAUUCGGCACAUGUCGAGUCACUCAUGUCGUCGCAUCGAAAGCCCAACAAAUAUAUGGCACCAAUUGUGGCCGGCUGGCGAAUGUUUAGCAAAAUAAUGAGCUACAUGCGACGAUGCAUCAAAAUGCUAGUCGAACAUAAAUAUUUUCAACAGGGUAUUCUGCUAGCCAUUUUAAUAAAUACACUGUCGAUGGGCAUCGAAUAUCACGAUCAACCCGACGAAUUGACAACAAUCGUGGAAACGAGCAAUAUCGUCUUUUCGGGCAUAUUUGCAGUGGAAAUGUUGCUCAAAGUAAUUGCCGAGGGUCCGUUUCGUUACAUAGCCAAUGGAUUCAAUGUAUUUGAUGGUGUUAUUGUUAUAUUAAGUGUAUUCGAAUUAGGUCAACAAUUCUUCGGCAUUAGCGAAGGCAGUUCGGGAUUAAGUGUUUUACGUACGUUUCGACUGUUAAGAAUCCUCAAGUUGGUGCGAUUUAUGCCAAAUUUACGACGACAACUAUUCGUCAUGUUACGCACAAUGGAUAAUGUUGCAAUAUUUUUCUCGUUACUCAUGUUGUUCAUAUUUAUAUUUAGUGUGCUUGGCAUGUAUCUUUUUGGAUCAAAAUUUUGUAAAUUUACGGAUGAAAUCACUGGACAAGAAAGACCAUGCACUUGUCCCGAAAUAAUAAACAAACAUCCACAUUGUGAAUGCGAUCGAAAGCAUUUUAACAACAUUCUUUGGAGUUUAGUCACUGUGUUUCAGAUUUUAACUCAAGAAGAUUGGAAUGUUGUGCUAUUCAACGGCAUGGAAAAGACUAGCCAUUGGGCAGCAUUGUAUUUCGUUGCAUUGAUGACAUUCGGCAAUUACGUGCUGUUCAAUUUACUGGUUGCCAUUUUAGUCGAGGGCUUUAGCUCCGAGCGAAAUGAACGACGAGAACGUGAGCAGCGUGAGCUAGUGAAAAAAUUGCGAGAAGAGCAUGAGAAUUUAAGUGAUUUAAUGUUCGAGGACUAUCGUAGCUGUUCCGAUUCCAUCAGUUCGAGCGAUAAUUUUCAAGAGAUGCGCAACAAAUGGCACAGUGCUGAGGAUGUCCGAAAAAGUCGAAAAAUUCGUGCACAAUUGCAAAAGGAGCAUGAAGAGAAGAGCAUCGCCAAUAAUUCGCAUCGUCAAACACAAGCCAUGGUUUAUGUGUAUGUAAACAACGACACACACUCCGAUAAUGAACUGUCGAAAUCAAAACAGAGCAUCGAUGCUGACAUCGAUAAAAUUGUUCUGGAAAACAAACAUUUCAGAAUGUCACCGAAAGAUAAUGCGGCUGGAUCGAGUCGGGGUCGAAAAAUGGGCAAAAGGAAUCCACCGAUAAUAACAACAACGGCUGCAACGCCACAAGAUUCGCCGAUCGCCACAUUGGCGCACGGUAUGAGCUUUAGCGAAUGGGAGAAUAAUUGUCUGAAGCCACCGUCGAUUGUGGGCAGUGUGAAAGGUUUGAAUAAUUUACUAACGCCCGAACCAUAUCCAAGCAAACGUAAAAUUGAAAGUCCAUCGAAUCGGAAUGCAAACACCUGCAUCGAUUUAGAGCCCAAAGCGUCAAUAUCAAAUAUUCGAUUGGAUCGAAAGGAUUCGACCGAAGCAGGUAGCAAUCAAACAGGCACCAAAUCAAAAUCGACGAAAAAGUCCUCCAUUAAAAAGCGUUCGAGCACCAAACGAAAAGAGUCCAAACCAUUACCGAUCAACUAUGAAACGGACAUGCUGGAUAGUGAACGUCUUGAUUCGCUCAGCAACAUGGAUGUGAUGCAUAAAUCAGGAAAACGGCUACAAAAUAAUAGCAAAAAUACGAAUAAAAUUAGCCCACGCGGCCGACAAUAUGAUCCAAAUGAAUUUUGCGCCAAUCCACAACAGCAGCAACAGCAACAGCAACAGCAACCUCCAACGCCUAUGUACAGUCAUCGUGGAUCGAAAGUCUAUCGUCGCCGAAUGUCAACAAUGGAUCCGCAAGCUUUCAAGAAUUUAGCCAAUUUAGACCUUAAACAAUUGGAAAUGUUACGAGAACGAGCAUUGCGACGCGAAGAAGAAAUGAAAGCGACUACCACCACUGAGGCCAAAGAGGAAGCGCCUGUAUGCAAAGGAUUCUUUCAUGAACCAUUUAAAUUUACAACGGCCGCCCUACGAAAGCACUUCGAAGUGCUCACCGAACAUCGACAAACCUAUUCGCUACUCAUUUUUCCGGAAGACAAUAAAUUUCGACAUGCGUGCGAUUGGUUUGUGACACAGAAAUGGUUUGAUAACGUUAUUUUACUUUUCAUUGCGCUAAAUUGUAUAACAUUAGCGAUGGAAAGACCAAAUAUCCCACCAAAUUGUACAGAACGAUAUUUUUUAUCAACGGCCAACUAUGUUUUUACAUUUGUAUUCACGCUGGAAAUGUUUGUAAAGGUUGUUGCAGCCGGCAUGUUCAAAGGUCCUAAUGCAUAUUUCAAUUCCGGAUGGAAUAUAAUGGAUGGUUCGUUAGUCACAAUUUCAAUAAUCGAUUUGUUAAUGUCAUUACUCAGCCAAUCGAGUCCGCGAAUAUUUGGAAUUUUACGUGUAUUUCGUUUAUUGCGUUCGCUUCGACCGUUGCGUGUUAUCAACCGAGCUCCUGGGUUGAAGCUGGUCGUUCAAACACUUUUAUCAUCGUUACGUCCCAUCGGUAAUAUCGUGCUCAUUUGCUGCACAUUUUUCAUUAUAUUUGGAAUUUUGGGUGUGCAAUUGUUCAAAGGAACAUUUUACUAUUGCGAGGGCAUUAGUGUAAAGCAUGUGAAAAACAAAACUGAUUGUCUCUCAAUACCCGGCAAUGUGUGGAUCAAUCGUAAAUAUAAUUUUGAUGAUUUGGGCAAAGCGCUAAUGUCUUUAUUUGUGCUAUCGUCACGCGAUGGCUGGGUCAACAUAAUGUAUACGGGUUUAGAUGCUGUUGGUGUUGAUCAACAGCCGAUUGUUAAUUUUAAUGAAUGGCGUCUUCUUUAUUUCAUCGCAUUUAUAUUGUUGGUUGGCUUUUUUGUGCUAAACAUGUUUGUUGGUGUUGUCGUUGAAAAUUUCCAUCGAUGCCGCGAAGAGCAAGAGAAAGAAGAGAAGAUUCGACGUGCUGCCAAACGUGCCGUUCAAAUGGAAAAGAAACGAAAACGAAUGCAUGAGCCGCCUUACUAUACAAACUAUUCACCGUUGCGUUUAUUCGUUCACAAUGUUGUUACAUCAAAAUAUUUUGAUUUGGCAAUUGCUGCUGUGAUCGGUUUAAAUGUGGUUACCAUGGCUUUGGAAUAUUACAUGAUGCCUAUCGCACUCGAAUACGCAUUGAAAAUUUUCAACUACUUCUUCACGGCCGUGUUCAUUCUUGAGGCAAUUAUGAAAUUAGUUGCGCUUGGCUUUAAAUUGUACAUGAAAGAUAAAUGGAAUCAAUUAGAUGUUGGCAUUGUGAUUUUAUCUGUGGUCGGAAUUGUGCUCGAGGAAUUGGAAACAAAAAUUAUACCAAUCAAUCCGACAAUAAUUCGAGUGAUGCGCGUAUUACGUAUUGCACGCGUACUGAAAUUAUUGAAAAUGGCCAAAGGAAUUCGUGCAUUGCUCGACACGGUGAUGCAGGCAUUACCACAAGUCGGUAAUUUAGGUUUAUUAUUUUUUCUGUUGUUCUUCAUUUUUGCUGCCCUUGGAGUGGAAUUAUUUGGACGAUUGGAAUGUUCUGACGAUAAUCCCUGUCAAGGUCUUGGAGAACACGCACAUUUUGCCAAUUUUGGAAUGGCAUUUUUGACUCUGUUUCGUGUCGCAACCGGUGACAACUGGAAUGGCAUCAUGAAAGACACACUGCGUGAUGAUUGCGACGAUGCGGCCGAUUGCGUUCGAAAUUGUUGUGUGAGUCCAGUGAUAGCGCCGAUAUUUUUCGUGAUAUUCGUGUUGAUGGCGCAAUUUGUUUUGGUUAACGUGGUGGUAGCUGUGCUGAUGAAACACCUAGAAGAAAGUCACAAGCAAAUCGAAGACGACGAAUUCGAUAUGGAAGAGCUUGAACGUGAAAUGGUGCAAGCACAAAAAUUCGAAGAGGAACAAGCAUUGUGCAUGCAAUUAGACGAUAGUUCGGUGCCACGUCGAACCAUGCCUAAAGUGCUAUCAUUGCCAUCUAAUUUUACGUACACUUCACCGAUUUUUGAGAAUCGAUUCAAUUCUCGACGGCAGACCGUGUUCGGCGAUGGCAGUCGCUUCUCCGAUUUCAGUCGGGCGUCCGUCGAUGAACGUAUGGCCGAAAUCGAAUUGGGAGAGAUGAAACCAAAGACUAAAAGACGUAGAUCGAGCAGCGGUAUGUCAACACGUGACAAAGAAAUAUCUGUAUCACGAACACCAAAUGUCCGACCAAAACUUAACCGCGAAAUAUCAUUAGAUGAACGUCAAAUGACGGCAAAAUCCACAACAGCGCAUAAGCUCACCGAUGUCAAGCGUACCAGUUGCGAUCAGCUCCUUGUGCGUGAUGACAAAACGACGAAUUUCUACCACAAACCGAAUGCUAAGCCAAAUGAAAUGAAAGGCGCCAGCAAAGUCAAAACCGAAAAACUGUCCAGUUCAAAGGAUUCAAUGGUGAUGGCCGCCGAAAAUGCAAGAGUCUCACUCUAUCGACGAUCAUCGUUGAAAUCAGACUAUGGAAAACCGAAUACGGCCAAUACACUCCUUUCGCUAUCGAAAGCACAAUCGGUAUCGGGUCGAUCGGGUAGCUGUCGGCAGCUAUUCAAGCAACAUGCUAUGGACGAUGAAGCGGAUAUUGAUGAGAAUUCAUUGUUAUUGCCGAUGUUAAAUAAACCUCAAAUCCAACAUAAUGAACCGAAAAAUGCUAAAGAAACUAGCCUAUUUAACAAAACCACCAAUGAAAAUGAGUGAACUACAAACCAAUUAUGUUGACUUUUUUUUAUCGUUUUGUUUCAAACAAAGAGAAAAUGCGAGUGAAAUUUUUAAUUGCAAUUGAAUUAUGGCUAUUUAUUAAGCAUAUUCGCUGAAACUUAAUCAAAAUAAGCGCAAACACGUUUAAUUGAUGAUGAAAUUAAGAUGUUAAGUGAUUUUUAACCAAAUUUAUUUAUGAAUGCACAAUGAAAAAGGAAAAUUAUAAACAAUUCGAUCGUGACUGAAACAAUGUGGUUUCUAGUCCAUGUGAGAAACAUGCUUAAACGAGCAAAUCAUAAUUAUUGAAUAAUGUAUAAAUGCAUUCAAAGACAUUCGAUAUACAUAUGUACGGUAGGAAUUUAGUGAAUGCUAGCAAUCAUACAUUUAGUAAGUAUACAUCCACUCUCACUGACACAACAUACAAACAAACAUACCGAUUACUAUUUAUUGAGAAAAUUAAUAGAAUAUUUAACAAUCAAUACGAGAAACAACUAAGCAACUGUACAUUUCGAUUAUAUAUAUAUACUAUAUAUUACAAACAGGAAUUUGAUAAGCAAUCUAUUUUACUAAAUCUCUAUCAAAAACUGGUUUCGAACAUUUCACUUCAUGUGGCUAGUCAACGGUAAUGGAAUUGUCCCUUUCUAUACAUAUAUAUCUCUAUUACUUCAAUCAAUUUCACUUUGAGUUUGCUUUUUGUUCCCGAUACGGACGUUUGAUGUAAUUAUUAUUAUAAUAAAGCCAAUGGCCAUGGUAGCAUUUCAUCUGAAUUUUUCGCAUAAUUUUUGUGGGCAAUUUUGAUAUCGGAUUCAUUGAAAAUAAAACUAAAAAAAACUCGAUUGAAAUUGAUGAUAUUGUGAUAUAAUAAAAGAAGAUAUUAAUGACCCGCUGUCAUGAAAUAAUGUAAUAAUAUUCCGAUGAAAUUCUUCUAUGUGAAUACUGUGGUCACAGAAAAAUUCAUUGGAAUAUUUCAAUUCAAUGACCAUUUCCGACACUACAAAAAACAUACUCUUCUCUUUUUAAAUGAAACGGAAUUCAAUUGUUUUUUUAAACAUGUUUUUGCAUAAAAUUUAUCAGUGUUCUGCACUGAAAAUUUACGAAAAACAAACGGUUUUCUAUGAUACAAACAAUUAUGUGAUGUAAUAUAUGAUUUUUUUUCUAAAUAUGUGAUGAUUUUGUUCUCUCAAAAAUCAUUCUAUCACGUGUACCUUCACCGAUUAUAAAAAAAUGCACUUUUACAACAAUUUACUCAGCCUUUCAAAACAAUCAACUCAAUUAACAUGAAAGAUAAUAUUUUUUAUGACCAGAGAAUGCACAACUCACGUUUUUUCCACACACACAAAAAAAACUCUAUCUCGUGAAAAUUUGGAGCACAUUUUUUCGAGUCAAACCUCUUUUUGACCAAACACUCUCAAUAAAACUAUAUAUACAACUUCGACAUAUUCAUGAAUUUACAAACAACAACUACUACCACCAAUACAAUAAAUCACCAAGAAAUCACUUGUACAAAAUUUGAUUAGUGCACUCAAGAGCAAUAUUAACUCUGAAAAGCAUAUAUAUAUCUAAAUAUAUUUAUAGAGCCCCCGUUGAUAGACACCCUGUAACCUUUGAAAUGGACAUUUAAAUGAUUUUUUUGUAAAACAACAAAAGUGCUAUAUAAAGUAGGAAUUUUUCUUAGAGGUUUAACUAUCGCUUCUUCUUUAGAUAAAUCAAUCCAAUUACACCAAAAUGCAACUUGAAAAACGAACAAAUGAAGAAAAAAGCUCCAUUUUAAAAAACGGACAUUUUUUUUUCUUGAUGCAUUUUGAACAUUGGUGAUAUAUAAUAUGCGUUAUUUAAUACAAAUUUCAUGCCUUCUUAUUACUAUAGGGAAACUUCUAAUUAAACUAAAUAAAUUGCAAAUAUUGUAUUAUUCUAUUCGCAAAAGAAGAAAGAAAAAAACAAGCAAAACGAUAAUAACAAAAUGUACACAAAAACAAUUUCUUUAGCUGAACAAAUGAACAUACACAUGGACUAGCACCCACUAAUUAGAUUUAAAUUGAACAUAAUGUAUUAUACAUAUAUAGAUAAAAAAUGAAAUGCAUAUUUUUUAAGAGUGGACAACACACACAGAGAGAGAGACACAAUGAAUAAGAAACAAGAGAAAUGGAUAAAACCUAUUUAAUCAAAAUGAAUGGUGAAAAACGCUAAUAUAAAACUAGUCUAAAUAAAAAAUGAAGAAAAAAAGAAUGCAAAAAGAGCAUAAAAUUAGUAGCGGUGAUAUAACUAUACAUAAUACUAUUUUAGGAAUGAACAAAAAAUGCUAUAUUUCUAGUGAAGCAACAAACCUAUAAAUCUUUAUGAAUAGAGACAAGGUCAGAAUCGACAGCUGUAAACUUUUUUCUGUACAUAGCGUAAAAGAAAACAAAUCGCAUAUAAAAAUACGACGUGGUUUUUUUUUUGAAUAAACAUGAAACCGUUUAGCUUAAGGUGUGAAUAUUGUUCAAUAUUUUUCACGUCAUAAUAUUGUUUAUCGAUUUUCUUUUCGUUGUUCCGUUGAAUACUGUUCAUUUUCAUUUUGUUGAAACGCGUAUCGCUCUUUCUAUGUUCUAUAUAUCUGCGUGUGUGUAUAAUUCAAGUAAAUAUUCUAUUGACGCGAUUUGCUAGUAAAUUGUAGUCGUUGGGAAUAUUGGGUUCGAUUUGAUAGUCAUUGACCUGUCUUAGUAUGUACUAAACUAAUGUAUUUAUAUGCAAUAACCCAGUCAAUCUCAUAUAAAUAAAAGCACACAGGAUAAUCAAUAAGGUGGAUUAACGAGAGAGUAUGUAAACAUAAAUUAAUAAAUAGAAGAUGAAUACGGAAAGAAAAAUAAAACACAAUACUACAAUACCUAAAUACAACAGCAACAACAACAACAACAAAAAUAUAUUAGACAUUUAUCGACAAUCUUAAUCUUGUGCCUUUCUAACUAAAAGUGACAACUCAUUCAAUUAACUUUAAUCAAUUGCGUUCCCUGUUUUGUGUUCGGCUUUUUAUUUUCAUUUCGUCUUGGUUGAAUACACCACUAUAUACCCGAUUUCGUUUUCAACCAGAGUCCGAGCUUUCAUCUCAAUGAAUUUAUUUGCAUUUAUUUUUUCUUCGGUUCAUUUUCUUCGUCACCGCGAACAGAACAAAUAAUAUUUGAAAAAA